This is a messenger RNA of Coccinella septempunctata (seven-spotted ladybird), 2318 nucleotides long. RefSeq names its product MPN domain-containing protein-like. Lineage: Eukaryota; Metazoa; Arthropoda; Insecta; Coleoptera; Coccinellidae. The record is from RefSeq and is a predicted model, not a curated record. Gene Ontology annotation, cellular component: BRCA1-A complex; BRISC complex. The coding region runs from base 150 to 2207 and encodes 685 amino acids. The transcript is spliced from 8 exons. Gene Ontology annotation, molecular function: metallopeptidase activity; polyubiquitin modification-dependent protein binding. Gene Ontology annotation, biological process: double-strand break repair.
AAUGUUAAAAACUUUGGCUCUGUGGUGCAUAAGAAAACAACAACAAAAUUAUAAAAAUUAAUUCAAAAUUAAGAAUCGACUAUUAAUUAUUAUUACUUUUCAAUAGAAUUGGGAGGAACUAAAAAUAUGCCACUUGGACGUUGAAGAAGAUGCAGUCACAUCUCCAAGCUGCUUUGUUAGGUCAAACAUUUUUUAAUAAGUCUUCAACCGCUGAAGAUGAACAUAAUGCUUUUCAAGAGGAAGAACAUGAUGAGAAUGACGAAUUUGAUGAGGAUAUAGAUUGUGAUAAUGGACAUAAAUCUGGAGGGAUUAAAAAUGUUUGGGGCAGCAGCUCUAGGACCAUCACUUUGCAAAUGCUCCUAGAAGCAAAAAUUCUGCAACCAGGACAAGGGGCUAUGACAAUAGAAUAUUUAGGGCAAAAAUUUGUUGGUGAUUUAUUGCAAGACGGAAAGAUCAGAAGUCAAGAAACUGAUAUAGCUUUCGCAACACCAAGCGCUUGGGCUAUUGCUUGUAAGCGUUUCAUAAAUCCUGAUAAAAAGUCGGGUUGUGGCUGGGCUUCAGUAAAAUAUAAAGGAAAAAAAUUGGAUGCUUACAAGAACAUUUGGUACAGGAAGAAGAAAGAAGAACGCGAACAAGGAGUAAUAAUUCCAGAAAUCUCAGAAAACGAAUCCACUGAACUAAAGAUUAUGUCAAAUUUAGUGUUCAGAAUGGUCGUCAAACAUAACACCAUCGCCAAUCGAACAUUGACUCAUGAUGCAAAUACCCUGAUAGAAUGUGUUCCUUUUUCCAAUUUGGGCAAAAUACAGCCUUUUUUAGUAACAUUGUCUACAAAUGCAGCUUUAGUUAUAGAUUUUCAUAGCCAUCUUACAAAAAGUGAAGUAUCUGGUUAUUUAGCAGGGCAUUGGGAUUUCAACAGUCACAAUUUACAGGUGACCCAUGCAUUUCCAUGUCGGAAUACAAAAGCCGACAGAGAAAAUGCCCCUCAAGUUGAAGCAGAAAUAUCAAAAGCAAUUGAAAAAGAGAAAUUACUUCUUGUUGGUUGGUAUCACUCCCACCCUUUUACUGCAGCAGCCCCAACUUUAAGGGAUGUGGACGCUCAGUUGGACUAUCAAAUAAAAAUGAAAGGACAAUCUGAUAACAGCUACACUCCCUGCAUAGGGAUAAUAAUAUCUCCGUAUAACUAUGAAAACAGUUCAUUGGAAUCGAGUAUCAUUGCCUACUGGGUAAUUCCACCGCCAGAAGUCAAACCUAACGAAUAUGGACGGCCGAUGCUCAUGUCAUACAGUGUUAGUCAAGAUUCUCAAAUAACUGAUCAUGUAAAAGAGCAGCUAACGAAAUGUGCUGAGUAUUACAAAAAAGAAAAAGAUUUCAUCAACUUCAAUGAACAAUUCAUGGGUAAUUCACUUUUCAUAGAUAAAUUGAAAAGUACGUUGGUAUCGAAGUUCCCAAGGGAAGAUAAAGAAAAUAAUUCAUGGAAGUUCAUAAGGGAGUUGGUUGGGUGUAACGCUGAGGAAAAUGAAAGUUUGCUUUCUAUUCCCUCAGUGUCGAAACCACAGAUGUUACCAACGUUAAAUACCCCAGUUAGUCUGAAUUCUAUGAUGUUGCCUCAAGAUAUUUCCAGCUUGUUCUAUAAUUCGAUGAAUUCAGGGAAAUAUACCAGCACUUCGUCUAUGUUGGGACUACCGGAUCCAAUGGCCCACAGUACUCUGGCAGCAAAUAACAUGUUCCUUCAAUCCAAUCUGUUCAAAAUGCAAGAACUUUUGAAACCCUUAUCAAGUAGCAGUCCGGUUAAUAAGUCUAAGGAAUCGGGAAAAUCUCCGUCCCCCUUGAAGAUCCCCACCGACAUAAAACCUUGGAAAAACGAAUAUCAAGUACCGGAUAUUUUGAAUUUGAAGAGUAAUUUCUUGGCCCCAGACCUGAAUCUCCCCAAAGCUCCCCCAGAUUAUCCCUAUAAGAAUCACAAUGAUUUCAAUAUUCCCGAUUUGAGUGGGAUCAAGAACAGUAUGGCAGAUUUCAGUCUAGAUUUGUGUAAAAAUCAGAACGAGAAUGAAAAGAGUAAUGUUUCGAAAUCUGGCGGAUAUUCAAUGUUGGACUUGAGUCUAUCGAAAACGGUCGAUUCACAGCCGUCUAGUGAACACACUUUAGAUUUGAGUCAGCAAAGUUUGGAGAAGAAUGAUGAUAAUGGGCCAUUGAAUCUAACCCAGUGAAUUUUUUUUAUCUGGACUUCUCGCCAAUUUUUUUUAUUGAAUGUAUUAUUCAUUUUAUUUAUAUAAUUUUUUACUACUUUCGAUCUUGAAUAUAUCGUCCACUGAAUUUAA